GGGGCGCCGGGCAGGGGGCCCGUCUGUCUGUGGGAACCCCGGGGUCGGGUCCCCACUGCUGGCGCAGGGCCAAGAGCGCCAGGCAGGUGGCCGGGGGCAGGCUGGACAAGGAGCAGCCCGGCCAGGCGCCAGGGGCCAGGGUCACGGGGCCGCCAGGGCUGCGGACAGUCCUUGGCACCGGUGCUCUGUCCCCAGGCGCGCCCGCCGGACCCAGCGGCCCCCCCACCAUCUCCCCGGCCAGGCUCUCGGUGCCCGAGGGCGGCAACGCCUCCUUCACCUGCAGCCUGUCCCACGACGCCCUUCCGACGCCCCACGACACCCAGCCGGCGCCCCGCGACACCCAGCAAGCGCGGCUCAACUGGUACCGCCUGGGCCCCGGCAACCAGAGCAGCAAACUGGCCGCCUUCCCGGAGGACCAGCACCAGGCUGGCCAGGACUGGCGCUUCCGCGUCACGCCGCUGCCCGGCGGCCGGGACUUCCUGCUGACCCUGGUGGGCGCCCGGCCCCACGACAGCGGCACGUACCUCUGUGUGGCCAUCUACCUGAACCCCAGGGUGCACUUCUCAGAGAGCCCCCACAUCAAGCUCACCGUGACGGAGCGAGCCCCCCAGACGCCCACCGAGCGCCCCAGCCCUACGCCCUGGCCUGCCGGCCCGUCGCGGAGCCUGGUGGUCAGCGUGGCCAGCGUGCUGGCGGCC
Condylura cristata (star-nosed mole) is the source of this 698-nucleotide messenger RNA. It is a transcript of the gene PDCD1, whose product is annotated as programmed cell death 1. Gene Ontology annotation, biological process: negative regulation of immune response; positive regulation of T cell apoptotic process. Lineage: Eukaryota; Metazoa; Chordata; Mammalia; Eulipotyphla; Talpidae. The record is from RefSeq and is a predicted model, not a curated record. Gene Ontology annotation, cellular component: membrane; external side of plasma membrane. The transcript has 2 exons. The annotation marks the transcript as partial.